AUGAGCUCCAUACAGACAAAUCCUUCAGCAAAUCUGACCUUUGUUCGUCCUGCAAAAUUUUUCCUCAGUGGCCUUUCUAAUGUUCCACAUGCAAAAUACUACUAUGUGUUCUUGUCUUUAGCUUAUGUUGUGACUGUUUUGGGGAAUUCAUUUCUCAUGUGUAUCAUGUAUUUGUCCCGCAGACUUCACACAGCUAAAUACAUUGCUGUUUUUCAUCUGGCCCUCUCUGAUCUGUGUGGAAGCUCAACUGUUAUUCCAAAAGUCAUUGAUACACUUUUAUUUGAUCACCAGGACGUUUCAUAUGAAGCAUGUUUGACACAUAUGUUUUUUAUUUACCAUUUCAUGAAUCUGCAGUCUUUAACACUACUUGUCAUGGCCUACGACAGGCUGGUUGCUAUUUGUUUUCCUCUACGGUAUCUAGCCAUUGUGACCAAGCCGUCAAUGUUUCUGAUCGUAGGAGUGAUGUGGAUUUUUUCUGUGAUAUAUUUUUCAGUGCUUGUAGGUUUGGUCAACAGAAUCUCUUUUUGUGGAUCUCGUGUGAUAGACAGUUAUUUUUGUGAUCAAGGCAUUAUCUAUAAACUUGCUUGUAAUGAUAAUUCUAUAAAUCUAAUGAUGGGAAAAAUUAGUUUUGGUCUCCUAAUGUGCACACCUUUCAUGCUGAUUGUGAUCUCAUAUUUUUUCAUUGCUCUGGCUCUGCUUAAGAUUUCUCAUGGUGUUGACCGGAUCAAAGCCAUGAAAACCUGCACCUCACAUCUCAUGUUGGUGGCAAUCGGGUAUCUACCUUUGAUAAGCAAUCAAAUUGCAGCGUUAACAACAUCUAUUGAUCCAAACACUCGGAUAUUUAACAACUCUUUGAGACAGGUAAUACCAUCUAUGCUGAAUCCCAUCAUAUACACUCUGAAGACAGAGGAGGUCAUGGAAUCCAUAAAAGAUCUGUACAAACGAAGAAAAAUUAACACAGCUAUAAAAAGAAUUUGA
This is a messenger RNA of Danio rerio (zebrafish), 978 nucleotides long. It is a transcript of the gene or109-6, whose product is annotated as odorant receptor, family 42, subfamily A, member 3. NCBI's taxonomy places the organism in Eukaryota, Metazoa, Chordata, Actinopteri, Cypriniformes, Danionidae. Gene Ontology annotation, molecular function: olfactory receptor activity; G protein-coupled receptor activity. Gene Ontology annotation, cellular component: plasma membrane; membrane. Gene Ontology annotation, biological process: G protein-coupled receptor signaling pathway; signal transduction. The record is from RefSeq and is marked validated.